CUCCUUCACAUGCUCAUGUGCUCAUACAUAUUUAUUGGUACUAUAUUCGGUAGAGUACCACUGAGAGGACUUGACAAGGACAUCCGAUGAUUUCCUUACAGGCUUCGUGUAUGCGAAGUAAACAUAAUAUUCUCCUUAGAACUUGGGCCUUUCCCAGACCUGUCAAUGUCUACUCUCGCUCUUCUUCCCUCUCUGCUAUCCAUCGUGGUUUGCGCGAUUCAGAGAAGGCUAGGCCACAAGGAUUCAAUAGAGAUUCUUUAAAUACGGCUAAGUCAAGCAGGACAGAACGGCAUGGAAGGGACAGUCGUCAAGAGAAACCAUCCUUCAACGUUAAGAAAGGCAAAAAGGAUAUUACAUACAAGGGUCCAGAACCAAAGUCGAGAGCAGCACGUUUCUAUGAUCCAAACGAGCCAUUCGGGAAGAAAAGUCUAGUAUAUCAACUAAACAGCAAGGGAAAAUCUACCCGUGAUGAAAAGGAUGGUGGAUUAUCAAAGGCUCAGUUUAUGAAGGAUUUCAAUUCGGGUCCAGCUCCAGCAACUACGGGAGCGAACAGAACAAGAGCUCAGAGUCAUACACCGUACAAGUCGGAAAGCUCGCAUUCAUCAUCUCGAUUCGGUUCGGAACGGGCACCUAGGAAAGAACUAAAUGAGAGAGGAGCUUACGGUUCUAGCCGGGCGGAAUCAUUUAGGGACAAAACACAGUUCCCACCUCGUUCCAAGAAGUCUCAAAAACCAUCGAUGCCAUGGCAGCAAAGGGGUUCACGUCAAAAGUGGAAACCUACUGAAUCAACUCGAGACCGUGGAGAUACUCCGGGAUUUCAACGGCGGGACCGCGAUUCUCAGCCUCCAUUUCAACGGCGGGACCACGAUUCUCAACCUCCAUUUCAACGGCGGGACCGCGAUUCUCAACCUCCAUUUCAACGGCGGGAUCGCGAUUCUCAACCUCCAUUUCAACGGCGGGAUCGCGAUUCUCAGCCUCCAUUUCAACAGCGGGACCGCGAUUCUCAACCUCCAUUUCAGCGGCGGGAUCGCGAUUCUCAACCUCCAUUUCAACAGCGGGACCGCGAUUCUCAACCUCCAACAGAACGACAAGGAGUCAAGGAGGAUGAGCAAACAUCGUUCCGGCCCAACGUAUCAAAUGAUCAUGGACCCGUUCGCAUUCCACGUACCACUGCGGCAUCUCAAUUCUUGUAUGGCUACUCGGUAGUUGAGGCUGCUCUUAAGGAAACACGACGGCAAAUUUACAAUCUCUAUGUAUACUAUGGAGACAACUCACAGCUUGAUUCUCGAAUUGUUGGCUUAGAGAGAAAGGCAAGCCAAGCUGGCAUCCCUAUCAAAAAAGUAAAAGACACUGCUGGCUUACGCAUGAUGGAUAAAAUGAGCGAGGGUCGGCCUCACAAUGGGUUUAUCCUCGAAGCUUCCCCAUUGCCACAGUUGCCAAUCAGGAGCCUUGGUCCGCUGACCGAAGAGCCGGCCACCGGCUUUACUCUCGAGUUGGCUCACCAGACCGCUGAAGAAGCGCAAGUAAAUGGCACCUCCAACUUUGUCAAAUGCGUCCUUCCACCCAACCGUAAACCGUUUGUUCUCCUAUUAGAAGGCAUCCUAGAUCCGGGGAACUUGGGCGCUAUAUUACGAUCGGCAGCAUUUCUAGGAGUCAACGCUGUUGGGAUUACAAAAGGGCACACAGCUACUCUGACAUCUGUAGCUGUGAAAGCAUCCGCUGGCGCUUCUGAAAUCACACAGCUAUUUUCAAUAAGCUCUAUACUCGAUUUCCUUACCAAGUCUAAGGAGGCCGGCUGGGUUAUUUACGCCGCCGUAGCACCGACCGGUCGACUUAGGGAAAGUAAGAACAUCACGUUGGAUAGGCUAGACAUCUACGACCCGUUGUCAUCUGAACCUACGAUCCUGGUCGUCGGAAGCGAAGGCGAGGGGCUUGAUAAAAAGACGAGAAGGGUAGCAGACUUCGAGAUUUCAAUACCGAACCAUUCUGGGUCUACCAUGGUGGAUAGUCUGAACGUCAGCGUCGCAACGGCCAUCCUAUGCUCUGGUUUCUUGAAGAAUCAACAUACCGGAGGAGAAUUUGAUAAGAUUCUCGAGGUCAAGGACGAUGAAUCCGACAAACUGUGGUGAGGCCUGAGUCUAUAAUUCUAACAUUAUUCGGGAUAUGUUGCCUAAUGUUUAUGAGACAUUUGUACGGCUAUUAUGUACUACAAGGAUGGGAUAUCUGGACGAGGCAAUACCGGCUUCAUGGACUGGAUUCUUGGGCAUAUGCAUGAGGAAUGAGGCAACGGGGUAACUUCCACCCUGUAAUUAGAACAUACCUCAUACAUUAGGUUAGGCAUAGCUAGAGAGACUUCUCUAUCGUGAGUUCAAUUACAUACGGGAGCGGCCGUAGAUGCAACUACUCCGCUCGAAAUAAAAGAUACCAAUGAUCAACCAUAAGCGAUUAAAUAA
Molecule: messenger RNA, 2453 nt
Organism: Daldinia vernicosa
Lineage: Eukaryota; Fungi; Ascomycota; Sordariomycetes; Xylariales; Hypoxylaceae
Exons: 1
Coding region: 87-2129 (680 amino acids)
Biological process (GO): rRNA methylation
Cellular component (GO): mitochondrion
Molecular function (GO): RNA methyltransferase activity; RNA binding
Source: RefSeq, a predicted model, not a curated record